AUGGUGGACAUCCUCCUCCCGCGGCCGCUCCCGGGCGCCAUGGGGGAGCCCUCCAAGAGGCGGCCGGGGCUGGCCCUGUGCGCGGGCUGCGGGGGCCGCAUCCAGGACCCCUUCCUGCUGCGGGUGUCGCCGGACCUGGAGUGGCACGUCGCCUGCCUCAAGUGCGCCGAGUGCGGGCAGCCCCUGGACGAGACCUGCACAUGCUUCCUGCGCGACGGCAAGGCCUACUGCAAACGGGAUUACAGCAGGCUCUUCGGCAUCAAGUGCGCCCAGUGCCGGGCGGCGUUCAGCAGCAGCGACCUGGUGAUGCGCGCCCGCGACCACGUCUACCACCUCGAGUGCUUCCGCUGCGCCGCCUGCGGCCGCCAGCUCCUGCCCGGCGACCAGUUCUGCCUGCGGGAGCGCGACCUGCUCUGCCGCGCCGACCACGGGCCGCCCCCCGACGGCGCCGCCGCCCGCGGCCCGCGCAGCCCCGCGCUGCCGCCGGCCGCCGCCGCGCACCUCGCAGAGCCGGUGCCCGGGCGGCCGCCCGCCCCGCGGCCGCCGGCGCACAAGGCGGCGGAGAAGACCACCCGCGUGCGGACGGUGCUGAACGAGAAGCAGCUGCACACGCUGCGGACCUGCUACGCCGCCAACCCGCGCCCCGACGCCCUGAUGAAGGAGCAGCUUGUGGAAAUGACGGGGCUCAGUCCCCGCGUCAUCCGCGUCUGGUUCCAGAACAAGCGCUGCAAGGACAAGAAAAAGUCCAUCCUCAUGAAGCAGCUCCAGCAGCAGCAGCACAGCGACAAGACGAGCCUGCAGGGCCUCACCGGGACGCCGCUGGUGGCCGGCAGCCCCAUCCGCCACGAGAGCGCCGUGCAAGGCAGCGCCGUGGAGGUCCAGACCUACCAACCGCCCUGGAAGGCCCUCAGCGAGUUCGCCCUGCAGAACGACCUGGAGCAGCCCGCCGCCUUCCAGCAGCUGGUCUCCUUCUCCGAGUCCGGCUCCUUGGGCACCUCCUCUGGCAGCGACGUGACCUCGCUGUCCUCCCAGCUCCCCGACACCCCCAACAGCAUGGUACCCAGCCCGGCCGAGACGUGAAGCGGCCCGUCCGCCCCGCCGCGGGACCUCCGCAUGCCUGCGCUCCCUGCAUGAGACACCCGGCCCCGGGCCGCUCCCAGAGAGUCGGACAAACGCCUUUGUUUUUUAAUUAUUCUUAUUUAAAAACGAACAAAAAAGAUGUUACUGACGGCCAAAAAAGCACCGGGAUCCUCGCUGCCUUCACCAGACCGGAGAGAGAGCCCCCGCCCUGGUUAU
This is a messenger RNA of Hirundo rustica (Barn swallow), 1296 nucleotides long. RefSeq names its product ISL LIM homeobox 2 (gene ISL2). Gene Ontology annotation, biological process: neuron fate specification; positive regulation of transcription by RNA polymerase II; axonogenesis. Lineage: Eukaryota; Metazoa; Chordata; Aves; Passeriformes; Hirundinidae. Gene Ontology annotation, molecular function: cis-regulatory region sequence-specific DNA binding; DNA-binding transcription factor activity, RNA polymerase II-specific. The transcript has 6 exons. The record is from RefSeq and is a predicted model, not a curated record. Gene Ontology annotation, cellular component: nucleus. Bases 1 to 1080 code for a protein of 359 amino acids.